Messenger RNA from Staurois parvus, 2530 nucleotides. The record is from the annotation of a GenBank genome assembly. NCBI's taxonomy places the organism in Eukaryota, Metazoa, Chordata, Amphibia, Anura, Ranidae.
AUGACGGCCUGGUCCAUGGUCAGAAAACUGGAAAUGGAAAAGAAGAGGCCGUCCAAAGAAGAUCGGGCGGCUGCAAGUGAGAUGGAAUACGAGAUGGGAGAUUGCAGUGGAGAAUCUGAUGAAUGGACCAGCUCUGAAAGUGAAGCAGAACAGCAGGGAGGAAAAAGUGCCCUCAGCAGCUACGUUAACACCCUUUUUCAAGGCAUGGACAUUUCCAGUAAACCACAUAGACAACUCUGCAGAUCCCCUUGUCUGGACCGUCCCAGCUUCUCUCAGAGCAGUAUUCAAGUUCCCCUUGAACAAGCAACAAAGUCAGAAGAUGCUAAGAGCAGCCUAGACAGAGAAUAUCAAGCAAAAAUGGACUUUGCCUUGAAGCUGGGCUACAAUGGGGAACAAAUCCAAGCUGUCCUCAACAAGUUGGGGGGCAGAUGCUCUUAUAAAUGAUGUCCUGGCAGAGCUGGUGAGGCUAGGCAAUAAGGGAGAGUCAGAAGCACAGACUAGUGGAGGCAGUUUGAGUAGCAAUCUUGUACCUAGAGGUCCUUGCACCAAAGAGAUAACAAGUCCUGAACUUUCUUUAGAAGAUGAAAUUGUUGACAAUUCAGAUAACCUCAGACCAAUAGUCAUUGAUGGAAGUAAUGUAGCAAUGAGUCAUGGCAAUAAAGAGGUCUUCUCAUGCCGAGGAAUACAGCUGGCUGUGGAAUGGUUUCUGGAGAAAGGCCAUAAAGACAUUACUGUCUUUGUACCAGCUUGGCGGAAGGAGCAGUCUCGACCUGAUGCCCCCAUCACAGACCAGGAGGUUCUCCGGAAGCUGGAGAAAGAGAAAAUCCUUGUGUUUACACCAUCUCGCCGGGUGCAGGGUCGCAGAGUGGUUUGCUACGAUGAUCGUUUCAUAGUCAAGCUGGCAUUUGAUUCUGAUGGCAUCAUUGUAUCUAAUGACAACUACCGAGACCUCCAAAAUGAGAAGCCUGAGUGGAAGAAGUUUAUUGAAGAGAGACUUCUUAUGUAUUCAUUUGUCAAUGACAAGUUUAUGCCACCAGAUGAUCCACUAGGAAGGCAUGGCCCCAGUCUAGAAAAUUUCCUGCGUAAAAAGCCUGUUGUUCCUGAGCAUAAGAAGCAACCAUGUCCCUAUGGGAAGAAAUGUACGUAUGGACACAAAUGUAAAUACUACCACCCUGAGAGAGCAAACCAGCCUCUGCGAUCAGUAGCCGAUGAACUCAGAAUAAGUGCAAAACUGUCAGCGGUCAAGACAAUGAGUGAAGGUGCGUUGGUAAAAUGUGGGACUGGGCCAUCUAAUUCCAAGGGAGAUGGAUCCAUGGAAGUGAAGAGAAUUGCUCCUAAAAGACAAUCUGAUCCUAGUAUUCGUUCUGCAGCUGUAGAGCCAGAACAGAGGCUCUCAACAGCCCGCAAAUCAGAGGCCAACUCUGUGCCAUCACUUGUAUCUGCCUUGAGCGUGCCAACUCUUCCACCUAAGACAAGCAGCCCUGUGCCUGGAUCAUCACAGUUCUCCCAUCAGAAAUCCUCUUUGGAGCACAUGACAAGUGUUCACUAUCCACCAAUACUGGUCACUAAUAGCCAUGGCAAUUCUGUCAGUUACACUGAAGAGUAUCCAAAAUAUGACUCUCUGGGAGACCACGGUUACUACUCAAUGCUAAGUGAUUUCUCUAAUUUGAGCAUAAGCAGUAUGCACAAUUCUGAAUACUACAGCACAGAGCAGGACAGAGCAGUAUUUUCAAGGAACUCCAGCCCAUGUCCAGAUAGCUGCAUGAGUCACACAAGCAGUGACUCCUACUCUUCAUACAGUGACCUGUAUUUGGGCAUCUCUGAUCCUGGACCUGAAGACAACAUCAAACCCCAAAGGCCACCUCCACAGAAUAGGCUGCAGCCAUUUGCACAUGGCUACCAUGAAGCUUUAACACGAGUUCAGAGCUAUGGUCAAGAGGAGCCCAUGCAAAAUUCCCGCAAGCAGUCCUCUUCACAUCUGGCUUUGCAUAUACAACAUCCACUUGUUGGGGCAAGGUCCAGCUGUCCUGGAGAUUACCCAGCACCAGAGAAUAUGCACCCUUCCGCUAAUGCUCAGCCUGGGAGAGCACUGGUCAUGACUAGAAUGGAUAGUAUAUCGGACUCCCGUCUUUAUGAGAGUAACCCCAUGCGGCAAAGAAGACCUCCACUGUGCCGUGAACAACAUGCUAGCUGGGACCCUUUACCUUGCCCCACUGACUCCUAUGGUUACCACUCAUACCCACUUAGUAAUAGUCUCAUGCAGCCAUGCUAUGAACCUGUCAUGGUAAGAAGCAUGCCUGAGAAGAUGGAACAGCUCUGGAGAUCUCCUCACUGGCCAGUUAUGGCCAGUGAACAUAGAGGACAACACAUCAUUCCAGAGCAUCAGUAUCAGACCUACAAAAACCUGUGUAACAUCUUUCCUCCAGCAGUGGUACUCUCUGUCAUGGAGAAGAACCCGCACAUGACCGAUGCCCAGCAGCUUGCAGCGAUUAUUGUAUCAAGGUUACGAUCAGGUCAACAGCACUGUUAA